CAAGCAGCUCGCUGCAAGUUGUGAACGAACAUACCACCAUGGCGUCGUCUUCAUCGGCAUUGUUGGCGCUUCCGGUUCUUGUGCUUUCUAUUGCCUUCUCCAUUGUUCAUGGUACUGCAGAUGACGCGCAAAGGUACAUGGUCGUAGCAUCUAGUUCCCUGGAGCCAUCAGAAGUCUGCUCAGGCCAAAAAGUUACCUCAUCCAAGAACGGUGCCACGCUACCACUAGUCCACCGUCACGGCCCGUGCUCUCCGGUCAUGUCCAAAGAGAAGCCUUCGCACGAGGAAACGCUCGGCCGAGACCAACUACGAGCCGCCAACAUCCACGCGAAGCUUUCUUCUCCUCGAAACAGUAGCGCGAAAGAGCUCCAGCAGUCGGGCGUGACUAUCCCGACUAGCUCCGGCUACUCCCUGGGCACCCCAGAGUACGUGAUCACCGUCAGCCUGGGCACGCCCGCCGUGACCCAGGUCAUGAGCAUAGACACAGGCAGCGACGUCUCGUGGGUGCAGUGCGCUCCGUGCGCCGCGCAGUCGUGCUCCUCGCAGAAGGACAAGCUGUUCGAUCCGGCCAAGUCCGCGACGUACUCCGCCUUCUCCUGCAGCUCUGCCCAGUGCGCGCAGCUCGGCGGCGAGGGCAAUGGCUGCUUGAACUCGCAUUGCCAGUACAUCGUCAAGUACGUCGACCACUCCAACACCACGGGGACGUACGGCUCCGACACACUCGGCCUCACCACGUCCGACGCCGUCAAGAACUUCCAGUUCGGGUGCAGCCACCGCGCAAACGGCUUCGUGGGCCAGCUGGACGGCCUCAUGGGGCUCGGUGGCGACACGGAGUCCCUCGUGUCGCAGACGGCUGCGACCUACGGCAAGGCGUUCUCCUACUGCCUCCCGCCGUCGUCGAGCUCCGCUGGAGGGUUCCUCACCCUCGGCGCAGCUGCUGGUGGCACGUCCUCGUCGCGCUACUCACGCACGCCGCUGGUGAGAUUCAACGUUCCCACGUUCUACGGCGUGUUCCUCCAGGCCAUCACCGUGGCCGGGACCAAGCUCAACGUGCCGGCCUCGGUCUUCUCCGGCGCGUCCGUCGUCGACUCCGGCACCGUCAUCACGCAGCUGCCGCCGACGGCGUACCAGGCGCUACGGACGGCGUUCAAGAAAGAGAUGAAGGCGUACCCGUCGGCGGCCCCGGUUGGCAUCCUGGACACCUGCUUCGACUUCAGCGGCAUCAAGACGGUCAGGGUGCCGGUGGUGACACUGACUUUCUCCCGCGGCGCCGUCAUGGACCUCGACGUCUCCGGCAUAUUCUACGCUGGCUGCCUCGCGUUCACUGCCACGGCCCAAGAUGGCGACACCGGAAUCUUGGGGAACGUGCAGCAGCGUACGUUCGAGAUGCUAUUCGAUGUCGGAGGGAGCACCCUUGGAUUCCGCCCUGGCGCUUGCUAAAUUUCUAUUAAUAAUUUCAAGGGAAUACGGG
Molecule: messenger RNA, 1470 nt
Organism: Zea mays
Lineage: Eukaryota; Viridiplantae; Streptophyta; Magnoliopsida; Poales; Poaceae
Product: Aspartyl protease AED1
Exons: 2
Coding region: 39-1439 (466 amino acids)
Biological process (GO): proteolysis
Molecular function (GO): aspartic-type endopeptidase activity
Source: RefSeq, marked provisional